Molecule: messenger RNA, 1233 nt
Organism: Monascus purpureus
Lineage: Eukaryota; Fungi; Ascomycota; Eurotiomycetes; Eurotiales; Aspergillaceae
Source: the annotation of a GenBank genome assembly
UUUUAGCGCUUCCCCAGGAAAUAAAAUCAGGAGGAUUUCCCCCAUCUUUUGUUUGUUUUAUUAGCAGAAACCCGUGGGUAUCGUUAUAACAUUAACAGUCGCUACAGUCGCUGCUACAACAUCAUCGUCAUAUCAACUAACAGCCACUCGCUUCUGAUUGCCAUUCAUUCUCAUCAUUGUCAACUGUUCGAAAUGAAGCUCAAUAUCAUUGCUCUCUCUUCCCUGCUCGUCCUGGCAGCUGCCCAGGACACCACUGCAGUGGCCCCGACUACAACAGCCUCUCUCUCCCCAGAGGCCUCUUGCGCUGCCAAGUGCGAUAACACCAACCUGUGCUGUAUCGCUGGCUGCUACCACGUCCCUUGCCCGAACCACAGCCAGGCCAACCAGAACAACGACUGCGUUGCCCGUUGUCCUCAGGGCAGCGGCACACCCGCCGAUGCAACUGCCUAUGCCCUGUGUGAGCAAGGCUGCAUCUCUACCCACUACUUCCCGAUCACAGGUACUGGCGCUGCCGCCGCUACCGACAGCUCUCCCUCUUCUUCCGAUGCCACCGCAACCGCUAGCAACGCUGCUACCACUGACAGCUCGUCCACUGCAAGCGGCUCCCGUUCUGGCUCCAGCACCGGCUCUAGCACUGCCUCCGCUUCUACAUCUACCCAUACCGACAACGCAGCUAGCAACCUGCAGCUCGGGACUUCUGCUGUUGGCAUCCUGGGGCUUGUCAUGGCUGUCCUGGCUCUUUAAAGUGAAGCAUACAGAUACAACCAUAUCACCAUAUCAUUCUUCCGAUAAUGUGAAUAGCCCCCCUUAAUCAGAGUGUUAUCUAGUUUUGUCUUCGUUCUUCUGUCGCUAUUACUUACUCCACGAUUGAAACUGUUUUGCAUGGAAAUAAAAAAUUUUUUUUUAUUUUUAUUUUUUAAUUUUUCAGAAAAUAAACAGGAAAGUCAUCUGACUGGCUGAGACUCAGACUUCUCGGCUGCUUUCUUUUUCCUCCAUGAUUUCUAUUGUCUUCUUUUAUUUUCUAAUUCCUCCUUUUGACCCCUCUUUUUCAAUGUUGUUGUCAUUAUUACUGACUAUACUCUUCUGCUUCCACGGCAUACAAAGAAAGACCUACUUCCUAAAUACAAUAAUGUCUACGCGCCCAAGUCUUGUCCUUCUCUUACUUCAACCAGCUGUUAUUCCAUCAAUGAUAAUUGUAUUAUUGUACUUAAUAAUAUAAGGGCCGCCUUUUCC